CCAUGCUUCGAACACGCACCGACAGAAGCCAGCAGAGACAGGAUUUACCGUUCUCAGGUCUUCUAAUAACACGAAGGAUGCAGUAAUAUCUCACUGGCAUUUUGUAUGGAAUACAAAAAAUGCUGGCAAAGGUGGAAUACGGAGGAGUCCAAAAAUACAUCAAAGUUCCACAAAGUGAUGGAAACUUUGAUUUCCUCCAGUUUCUUCAAGAAGUAACAAACAAAUUCAGUCUGCAGGCUCAUCUUCUAACUGAAGGUGAGCUUAGACUGAAUGAUGAAUCUGGUACCGAGAUCGACGCAGAUGUGUUUGAUGAGCUCUUAAAGUCAGGGGUCCAAACGUUUAAGGUUGGAUACCGUCAGUAUGUAGCUACAGAUCUAGAAAUCAAUGUGGUCGCAGAUGAAUCACUGUCAUCAGUAUUGCCGGAGCCAUCAGCAUCAUUGGCUUCAUCCCCAGACCUUUCAGCAUCACCAGCUUCUUCCCUUUCAUCGGAUUCAACUAUUAUUCUUCCAUCUACAAAGAACAGGAGAAGGGGCCUGAGAGAGCUGGAUUGUGAGGAAGCAAGACAGAAAGUUGAUACUGUUCUGAGGUCAAAUCCAAAGGGUGAAGAAAUCUUCCAAGAGUAUGACAGAACUAAAACGCUGUCAGAUGCAACACGCAGACAGAUGGUUAACAUUCUGGUUGCAGAAAUGACUGAUUCAUAUGGAAGAAUUCCACCUACAAGUGCGCGGGUCAGUUAUGCACAGGGAAUUGUUACCCGGUUUCCAUAUCUUCAAGAUCCAUUUUCCAAAAAUGGAUAUGAACAUUACUACGAUCCGGAGGCAAAUACCGGUUAUCUUGCUUGGAGACUUAAGACAGUACAACGAAACACUUGCGAUGGACCACGCGGGUGUUCCAGGCCGAUUGUCAAGGACAGUCCAAUGAGAAAACGGGAAUCUCUGUUAACUGGUGACCAGCUGUUUGGUGACGAGUGCAGAGAGGCUAUCUCUUUAAUCAGACACUCAACAGAUAAAGUGGUGGUUAAAGAGAAAAUGAGAGCAACCUUUGAAUACAGACAGAAGAUGGUUCACGACAAGGAUGCAACAGCUUCAGUGUUGGAGGUCUUCCCUCGUUUCCUUGACAUACCUGGAUUGAUUGACCAGGACUUUUCCAUAAUGUUUGGGGAUGAAGUAUCUGGACGGUUCCUUGCAAGGUGGCCCUCAUAUUUCAAGCAGAAAGUCAUCGCAGAAUGCCAGAGUCUUCCUCAAAGUCCAUAUGUGGAGGAGCUGCUGGAACCUUUUAACCCUGAGGCAGAGAAUGACUAUGGCUGGGAUAGUGAUAUGUCGGCUCUCCUGUUGCUGUUGCAUCUCCUGCCCCCUACAUCAAGAGGCCACAAAAAAACAGCAAAGAUAAGCUCAGCACAGGCAGCUAAUCAUCUUGUGAGAUAUCUUAAGCAAGGAGCCAGCCUCACUACGUUCCUGGACAAAGUUGAUGCAAGACAGCCCUUCCUUCUCUGCAUCGGUGAGCAAAAGAAGAAGAUCGAAAAGUUCUUCAUCAUUGUGGACCAGAAAGCAAUCCCGUGCGAUGCUCAGACAUCAGUUGCUGCUUUUGAUGUUCUAUUCAAAGCUCACUAUGUCUUCAGCCUCUCUUAUGAUGAAGCUCUCUCCGGUUUCUACACUUUCAUACAAACCACAGUUUACCACAUUGAUGUUGGGAACGCAAAAGAGAGCCCAAGAGUCAAGGAACUGAGAGCCCGAGUACUGCGUGAUCGUUAAAAUGCCACCAGAGUACAGAGGU
Notolabrus celidotus (New Zealand spotty) is the source of this 1773-nucleotide messenger RNA. RefSeq lists its product as uncharacterized. Lineage: Eukaryota; Metazoa; Chordata; Actinopteri; Labriformes; Labridae. Bases 120 to 1751 code for a protein of 543 amino acids. The transcript is spliced from 11 exons. The record is from RefSeq and is a predicted model, not a curated record.